CACUACAGAGUCACUUCCUUCAGAACACUCCACCAAAGCUUGCUCCGAAAAUGGCAGCAGAAAUGGCCCUCGUGAAACCCAUCUCCAAAUUUUGCAGCUCAACCCCUAAAUUUAGCAACCCAAGAAGCGGUUCAUACCCAAAGUUCACCACCAUCAAAAUGACGGCCACUUCACAGCCUCCCACCACCACCAAGCCUAGCAAGAAGGCUGGUAAAAAUGUCAUUAAGGAGACCCUCUUGGCACCAAGGUUUUACACCACUGACUUCGAUGAGAUGGAGACCCUUUUCAACACUGAGAUCAACAAGAACCUCAACCAGGCUGAGUUUGAAGCUCUGCUGCAAGAAUUCAAGACUGACUUCAACCAGACCCACUUUGUCAGAAACAAGGAGUUCAAGGAGGCUGCUGAUAAAUUGCAAGGACCUCUCAGGCAAAUCUUUGUGGAGUUCUUGGAGAGGUCCUGCACUGCUGAGUUCUCUGGGUUCCUUCUCUACAAAGAGCUUGGCAGAAGGCUCAAGAAAACCAAUCCAGUUGUAGCAGAGAUUUUCUCUCUUAUGUCCAGGGAUGAAGCCAGGCAUGCUGGAUUUCUGAACAAGGGUCUGUCUGAUUUUAAUUUGGCCUUGGACUUGGGUUUCCUAACAAAGGCUCGGAAGUACACAUUUUUCAAGCCAAAGUUCAUCUUUUAUGCUACUUAUCUAUCUGAGAAAAUUGGGUACUGGAGAUACAUAACCAUAUACAGACAUCUCAAGGCCAAUCCUGAGUACCAAUGUUAUCCCAUUUUCAAGUAUUUUGAGAACUGGUGCCAGGAUGAGAACCGGCAUGGUGAUUUCUUCUCUGCAUUGAUGAAAGCCCAGCCCCAAUUUCUCAAUGACUGGAAAGCAAAGUUGUGGUCCCGAUUCUUCUGCCUUUCGGUUUAUGUGACCAUGUACCUAAAUGAUUGCCAACGCACAGCUUUCUAUGAAGGCAUUGGGCUCAACACAAAAGAAUUCGAUAUGCAUGUCAUCAUCGAGACAAACCGCACAACAGCAAGGAUUUUCCCAGCAGUGCUAGACGUUGAGAACCCUGAGUUUAAAAGGAAGUUGGACACCAUGGUGGAGAUUAACAAGAAGCUUAUCGCAAUUGGGGAGAACGACGAGCUGCCAUUUGUGAAGAACCUAAAGAGGAUACCACUUGUGGCAGCCUUGGCCUCUGAGCUCCUGGCGGCAUAUCUGAUGCCACCAAUUGAGUCUGGAUCUGUUGAUAUUGCGGAGUUUGACCCACAACUUGUGUACUAGUUUUUUUGUAUGAGUUCUAUCUCAUCUCAUCCUUGUUAGCUUCAAUUCUUGUAGUUAAACAAAUUACAUUUUAUCCAUAUGAUGUCACAUAUUUUCAUA
This is a messenger RNA of Corylus avellana, 1370 nucleotides long. It is a transcript of the gene CRD1, whose product is annotated as dicarboxylate diiron protein, putative (Crd1). Gene Ontology annotation, cellular component: chloroplast thylakoid membrane. NCBI's taxonomy places the organism in Eukaryota, Viridiplantae, Streptophyta, Magnoliopsida, Fagales, Betulaceae. The record is from RefSeq and is a predicted model, not a curated record. Gene Ontology annotation, biological process: chlorophyll biosynthetic process; photosynthesis. Gene Ontology annotation, molecular function: metal ion binding; magnesium-protoporphyrin IX monomethyl ester (oxidative) cyclase activity.